This is a messenger RNA of Cucumis melo (muskmelon), 1250 nucleotides long. RefSeq names its product ycf20-like protein. NCBI's taxonomy places the organism in Eukaryota, Viridiplantae, Streptophyta, Magnoliopsida, Cucurbitales, Cucurbitaceae. The transcript has 5 exons. The coding region runs from base 1 to 654 and encodes 217 amino acids. The record is from RefSeq and is a predicted model, not a curated record.
AUGUUGAUAGAGGCGCCGCCCACCGAUCUUGGCCAUCAUCCCUCUCGGGUCUGCUGUUCGCCGCGGUCAUUGCUACGCCUCUUCUUGGCGUCCAGUGCCUCCACCUUCGUUCUUGCGGUCUUCUCCGGAAUUUCGUUUGGAUUGAAUAUCAGAAUUGUUGUUAGUUACUGUCCAGCAAGUUCGGGACCGGUUUCGGCAAGAUGUGGUUUCCAGACAAGUAGACAUGUCAACAAAAUAGCCUUUGCAUUAGAUACAGGUGGGGUAUCUAGUAGUGGUGGGGGAGACAAUGUCGAUGAUGGUGAUGAGUCCAAUCUGGGUCGUACUCGAUUAGGCAGGCUAGUUAGUUCAGGUGCCAGACAGUUGCUGGAAAAACUGAACUCAGCAAGAAAAAACUUCCCUACAAAGAUAUUUUUGCUUCUUUUGGGUUUCUACACAGCGAAUGCACUUGCUACAAUUCUUGGACAGACGGGUGAUUGGGAUGUUUUGGUUGCUGGUGUGGUGGUUGCUGCUAUUGAAUGGAUUGGUAUACUCAUGUACAGGAAGCCUCCACCUCUAUUAACUAGGAGGUUGAAAUCAUUUAUUGUGAUGGUUAACUAUUGGAAAGCUGGUGUGUGCUUAGGCCUCUUUGUCGAUGCGUUCAAAUUAGGGAGUUGAAAGAUGUUGCUUCCUCAAUUGAAAAAAAAAAAGGGAAAAGUAAACAAACAAAGAAAGUAAAACAGGAAAAAGAAAAUUGAUCUUAGCCGGGAGGACGUGAGAGUCAUCCUCUAAAGUAGUCUCCAACUUUGGAGAAAUUGAAGGCUUUUGAUGGGCAAUCAAUGGGGGCUGGUGCUGCUUCAAUCCAGAUCUUCCCACUAUUUGAAUAAAACCCCCUUUAUUCUUUUAAACACAGAGAGCAAGAGAUUUGGGUGAUUAAUGUGAAUUUUAAGCAUGCAUUGGUUAUAGAGAGAAUAAUGGUUCUCUUUAUAUACAUUAUAAGAAAGAAAAGUUGGUGAAUAGAAAUAGGAGGCUUUGGUUGUCUUGAGGGAGAACACUGGUGGUAAACAUCAAAGGCCAGGUGGGAAUCUUCGCAAAGUUUAAAGGGCUAGAAAGUAAUUUCAUUGGGUGUAACCAUCAGUUAUUUUCUAUGUUUGGUUCAUGGGAAAAACUACAAAGUUGUUAACCAUCACCGUCAUAUUUGGUUUUUGUCAUAAAUUUAGUAGUCGAGAUUCAGUCUGUUCUUAAUGUAUUUGAUUCGAUUUUUUUCCCAUUUA